Vittaforma corneae ATCC 50505 is the source of this 1791-nucleotide messenger RNA. RefSeq lists its product as uncharacterized. Lineage: Eukaryota; Fungi; Microsporidia; Nosematidae. Bases 1 to 1791 code for a protein of 596 amino acids. The record is from RefSeq and is a predicted model, not a curated record. The transcript has a single exon.
AUGAAAAUUAUGAAUAGAUUUACACAUCAAAGUUUUAAUUUUACAAAUCUUAAAUGUCACUGUUUCAAUAAAAUAGAUGAAACUUGUUCAAAAUAUUUAAGAAAAAAUGUAUACUUUUGUAUGCUGUUUCUUAAUAUACCGUUAGUUAAAGGUUUAUCGAGUCUUUCACUAGGACCUAACUGCGAAAGCACAGCAGACACUAGUUGUGAAAAUAAAGUUGGUUCUGAAUAUUCUCAAACGAAUAUAUCUCAAUGGCCAAAUAAUCCGUUUACUAAUAUUCCUGCUCUCAAAGUGGAAUGCUCUCAGAACAUACAAAAUCAACAAAAUACUAAUUGUGCGGGCGGUAAAGCAUCUCAGCAAUUCGAAUCUUGCAUAUCAUCCAUAAUAGGAGAUCAAAUGGUUAUGAAUGAUAUUAAUAAUCAAAUUGAAUGUUUGGAACAAUAUGCUGACAAUGCAAAUAUUAAUUUGGACAAUGCUUUUUCAGGGGUGCCAGGAUCUUAUGAUGGUAGAGGAUUCUACAAUAAUUAUCUCAAGGGUGGACUUGGAUACAGCUCAAACGGUUUUUAUCCACAUGGUGGCCAUCGUCACAUGGAAUAUCCACCAGUACCAAAAAUGAUAACAGGUAAAACAAAUGGAAUUCCUGGGACUAAUGUUCCAUUUUUUGUUAAGGACAAAAUUACCGCUGUAGUUACAAGUGUUGUCACAAACGUCGUUGAAAAGCCACCUGUAACUGUUAUUCCACCUCCUCAAACGGUAACAUUUACACGACAUGCUAAACCAAUUACUAAAACACUACCACCAUUGGUAUUCCAGAUUCCAACAACAAUUAUUCAAACAUCCAAGCCUGAGACAAUAAUCAAAACCUUACCACCACAGGUAAUUUAUCAACCUCCAGAAACUAAAACUUUACAGCAACAGGUUCAUUAUCCACCUAGUACAAUAGUAAUUAAUAAAACUCUGAAUCCAGUUACAAGAACUGUUGUAGUUCCAGGACCAGCAAGAACAUAUGUGCAGCCUCCACAGACUGUAGUUAGUGUUUCUACCAAAGUAAUUAUGCAACCACAUAUUCCACCUGCCAUUUUUAAUACUGCAGGUAAUUCAGUUCCUGGUAGAGUUAAUCCAUUUAGUCACAACCAUUCACGCAAUACUCCAUUUGACCACUCAUACCAUCCAGAUGGAUUUUCACAUUACGGAGGACAUAAUGGACAUUAUCCCGGUACUGGUGGUGGAUCGCCAUAUUCUGGGAAAUUUAAUGGUCAGUCACCAUAUCCAGGAGGUCAUGGCUAUCCAUAUUCUGGUGGGUAUAAUGGUGGUGUGUCGAAUAUAGCUUGUGAUUGCUAUGAGUUAGGUAAAGUAUUAGAUGGUAUAUCGACUGGGAAUACGUCAUGCUCUUGCCCUCAACAGUCUACAAUGCAAUUUAAUCUUCCUUAUUUCAUACCUGGAUCCCCAGACUGCACAAUUAAUAAUCUAACAGAUUGUCAGAGACCAUCUGUAAAUAACUGUCUUAAAAAUACAAAUAAUUGCUACACAUCUAUGCUUCAAUCAAACUAUAACUUGCAAUCAAAUAGCGAUCAAUGUAGUGUUUCAAAUGUCAAAAUGUGUGAAUCAGAUAAUUGGCCUAAGGUUAUGGAACCAAACAGCUCAAAAUCCACAAAUUCAUCAGCUAAUAAACCAGACAAAACACGUGAAGCAAGUUCUGAGGAAGAUGUAGUGAGUGCGUCAUUAGUUUCAAGUGGAAAAGAGGUUCCAAAAGCAGUGUUUGUUAGCGAUUUAACAAAGCAAAACGAGUAA